AUGCGCUCCGCAGCGGUCCUGGCGCUUCUGCUCUGCGCCGGGCAAGUCAUGGCCCUCCCUGUGAACAGCCCUGUGAAUAAAAGGGACACCGAGGUGAUGAAGUGCAUCGUUGAGGUUAUCUCUGACACGCUCUCCAAGCCCAGCCCCAUGCCUGUGAGCCAGGAGUGUUUUGAGACACUCCGAGGAGAUGAGCGGAUCCUCUCAAUCCUGCGGCACCAGAAUUUGCUGAAAGAGCUCCAAGACCUCGCUCUCCAAGGGGCCAAGGAGAGGGCGCGUCCGCAGAAGAAACACGGCAGUUUUGAGGACGAACUCUCAGAGGUUCUUGGGCAGCAGAACGACCAGGCCGAGCUGAAAGAAGGGACAGAAGAGACGUCCUCCAAGGAUGCAGAGAAAAGGGGGGAUUCUAAUGAGGCGGAGAAGAAUGCUGAAGACAUGGACAGAGCCGGGCCCCAGGCCGCCCCAGAACUUGGGCAGGGGUCCAAGGACGAGGAGGACAGCCAGGUCCCAGGGGAGGAGGGGGUUGCCAACACCCAUCCCCCAGCCAGCCUCCCCAGCCAGAAACACCCAGAUCCUCCGGCCGAGGGGGACAGCGAGGGCCCCUCCCAGGAUGUGGUGGACAGAGAGAAGGGCCAGGAUGCGGAGCAAGGACAGCAGGCAAGGAGAGAAGAGGAGGAGGAGGACGACGAGGAGGAGGCUGGAGAGAAGGUUCUCUCCGAAGGAGAAGGCCCCACCGAAGCAGCUGACCCCCACCCAAGCCUUGGCUACAAGGCGGUCCGGAGGGCCGAGAGUUGGUCCAAGGAUGGAGCCGGAAAGCCUGGGGCUGAGGAAGCUCAGUUCCCCGAGGGGCAGGGGGACCGGGAGCGGUCCCGGCCCGAGGAGGAGAUGGCAGGGGCCCCUCGGGGCCUCUUCCCGGGCGGGAAGAGCAGGGAGCCGGAGCCGGAGGAUGAGCGGCUCUCCACGGAGUGGGAGGACGCCAAGCGAUGGAGCAAAAUGGACCAGCUGGCCAAGGAGCUGACGGCGGAGAAGCGGCUGGAGGGGGAGGACGAGGACGACCCCGACCGCUCCAUGAAGCUCUCCUUCCGGCCCCGGGGCUAUGGCUUCGGGGGCCCCGGGCCGCAGCUGCGUCGUGGCUGGAGGCCAUCCUCCCAGGAGGACCCCGAGGGGGGCCUGCCCCCCCAGGUGCGCAGCUACCCAGAGGAGAAGAAGGAGGAGGAGGGCAGCGCCAACCGCAGACCGGAGGACCAGGAGCUGGAGAGCCUGUCAGCCAUCGAGGCGGAGCUGGAGAAGGUGGCCCAGCAGCUGCAGGCGCUGCGGCGGGGGUGA
Eptesicus fuscus (big brown bat) is the source of this 1323-nucleotide messenger RNA. It is a transcript of the gene CHGA, whose product is annotated as chromogranin A. The record is from RefSeq and is a predicted model, not a curated record. NCBI's taxonomy places the organism in Eukaryota, Metazoa, Chordata, Mammalia, Chiroptera, Vespertilionidae. Gene Ontology annotation, biological process: negative regulation of insulin secretion; negative regulation of catecholamine secretion; defense response to bacterium. Gene Ontology annotation, cellular component: chromaffin granule. The transcript has 8 exons. Bases 1 to 1323 code for a protein of 440 amino acids.